Messenger RNA from Schistocerca gregaria, 8584 nucleotides. RefSeq names its product growth factor receptor-bound protein 2 (gene drk). The record is from RefSeq and is a predicted model, not a curated record. Bases 537 to 1172 code for a protein of 211 amino acids. The transcript is spliced from 5 exons. Gene Ontology annotation, molecular function: protein binding. NCBI's taxonomy places the organism in Eukaryota, Metazoa, Arthropoda, Insecta, Orthoptera, Acrididae.
CCUUACAACCGUACUACAGAAAUGAAAGGCAACACAGCCCCGACCAAAGUAUGAGUGUGACAAUUGAAACAUCUUUGAACUUUAUUUCUGACAGUUAUCAAAAUACAUAUUAGUUUUAAUCGCUAAACAGUUAUAAUACUGGCCUUAUUUACAUAACAAACUUUCGAUUGUGAUAAUACCACGUCCAUCAACAGAAGUCUGUUGACGGGCGUAAAGUAUUCCCUUUCGAUAGUUCAGGAAUGGUAAUGGAUGCCAGUGGGGGAAUAAGUGAUGGCUGAAGUAUUGUUUUUCAAUUAGCUGUAUGAAAAUAUCUUCGGUACCCAGUGUUAUGGGAAUUCAGAAACUGUAAAUGUCAUUACUUUCAGUUUCUGCAGUGUCAAAUAGUAUCAUUGUGCCAGGUUUGUAGUUAAUGCUUAAAGCACGCUUUCAAGCGUUGGAAGGUUUGGUUCCAUGAAGUCGUAGGUACAGUUGUACAGUGAACGCACAGGUGGUAUUUUAGUAUAAUUAGGCUGACGUGAUUUGAAAAUUCUUUUGCAAUGGAAGCAUUAGCAAAACAUGAUUUCAAUGCCACUGCAGACGACGAACUGAGCUUUCGAAAAGGACAAGUCUUGAAGAUCCUAAAUAUGGAAGAUGACAUGAACUGGUACCGAGCCGAACUAGACGGCAGGGAAGGAUUAAUACCAAGUAAUUACAUAGAAAUGAAAACUCACGACUGGUAUUAUGGAAGAAUAACAAGAGCAGAUGCUGAGAAGCUUUUACUAAACAAGCAUGAAGGAGCAUUCCUCAUUCGUGUUAGUGAAAGUUCUCCAGGAGAUUUCUCUCUUUCAGUGAAGUGUUCGGAUGGAGUUCAGCAUUUUAAGGUACUUCGUGAUGCUCAAGGGAAAUUUUUCCUUUGGGUAGUUAAAUUCAACAGUUUGAAUGAGCUGGUGGAAUACCAUAGAACUGCUUCUGUUUCGAGAUCUCAAGAGGUGAAGCUCAGAGACAUGGUUCCAGAAGAGUGCCUGGUGCAAGCAUUGUAUGACUUCACCCCACAAGAACCAGGAGAACUGGAAUUCCGUAGAGGUGAUGUAAUAACUGUGACGGACCGUACAGACCAGCAUUGGUGGCAUGGAGAAAUUGGAGCACGUAGAGGCCUAUUCCCAGCUACUUACGUUGCUCCGUACCAUUCAUAGCUGAUUUUAUACAUACGUCUAGCCUCCAGGCUAUAACUCUCCUUAUAGGAAAGUAAUAUGAACAUUGUAAGUUGUGUGGAAGAUGUAAACUUGCAUUAUUAUUAAUUUUAUUUUAUUUUCAUAAGCUUUAUGUUGUCAUUCUAAUUUCUGUCAUAAUUUUAUAUGGAUUGUUAAAUAUUCAUAAAAACCAUGUGAUUCCUAAAUAUACAUUAUCUCUGAAGUGGCCUUUGUAGUUGUCUGAAAGUGAGCUUUUUAAUCAUUGAACUAAUAAUCAGAAAUAUUCUUAACUUACACAAUCCAGAAAUGUUCCUUGGCUGUUUUACAUGAUUAGGCACAAGAAACAUACAUACCGUGCUGCAUUCUGCAUUCCUUAAAUUUUAAAAUGCUGCCCUUCUAUUACGACAUUGAAAAACUGUCAUGAAUCUUGUAAAUUUCUGCCAGUUUUAUUAAAGUAUUUUGUAUAUUUUUCCCAGACCUAUUGUAUUUGUACUGGUGUACUCUGUCCAAAUAUUUAGGACGUUAUUAAUAUAAAUUUUAGUCUACGCGUGUAUGUGUGUGUGCGUACUUUUGUAUAUAAUUCCCUUCUGGACAGUAUACAUUGAACGAUCAUGUAAACUUGUUGUUGAUAUCAGUGAUACUGUAAGUGAACAGACGGCCUUAAUUGUAAGUGCUUGUGUGUGUGUGUGUGUGUGUGUGUGUGUGUGUGUGUGUGUGUGUGUGUAAGAGAGGCAGAAUAAGGUGUUAAUUGACAUCUACAUAACUUCUGUUAUAGACUGAUAAAUGGUAAAAUUGUGAAAGUGCUUGUUGUACGCAUGUCAUCAAAUUGAGGCUAAGCCCAGUUCAAGUACUGUAUCAGUGAAAGCAGAUUGUAAUGCUGUAUGUUUAAGGCAGUCUGUCGUGUGAAUAUUUUAUUUUUAUCUCUUUAAUGACAUCGUGGUUACUCUAGUGGCAGGUGGUUGUGUUUUAAAGAUUGCAGGUUUUGUUGUGUUAGCAUGUGCUAGUAACUUGAGAACCUUAUGUUGUAAUGUUUUAAUUACUUUUACAUAGUGACAAUUUACUUUUUAAAGGAAAGUUAAAUGUGUGUGGAAUAUUUUAUGUUAUGUAAGUGACAGAAAUGCAAAGGACACAUCACUAUGCAGUAUACAUACUUCUCACUAUGCAGUAUACAUACUUCAUAUUGCCCUAUAGAUUUUAUUAACAUCCAGUUUUUUUAGUGACCCAUCACUAAAGCUCUUUUUUGUUUUCAGGUAACUUGCCUGUAUCCCCAAUUUGAAGCAGUAGUUUAUUGUAUCUUUUGUACACAGGAUUUAAUAUGCAGUUCUCCACCAACUUUACUACACUCAUUUAAAUUACUGAAAUUCUUGAUAAUUCUCAUUAUUUUCAUGUGUUGGAUUUCACACACUUUUAUGUUCUGAUUGUUUUUUUAUGAUUUCCUUCUCCCUCCUUCUACUGAGACUUUGUAUAUACAUCUUAUAUUGUACACUGUGAUACCUUUUCUAGCCAUUCCAGUGCAUCAUCCUGGCAGCCGUGUAAAUGAGUAGCAGUUCUUCUUUUCAGAGAAGUUAAUUUUUUUUUUAAUUUCCUGGGAUAAAUCAGUGUCUUUUGUUGCCCCAUCAUUGUAAAUUGUGUAGAGAAUCUCUUGCAUCUCAGUCUCCUCUGCAUUGUUACUUACCUUGUGAAGAGACCUUGUUAGGAAUAUCUUUUGUAUACAAUUUAUCAUGCUCAUUAGUUUGCACAAUUUUCAGAUGUUACUUUAGUUGAACGAUACAGGAUUUAUGUACAAUGCCCACACCAGAAUCCUUGUAAGUGCAAUAUAUGUUGUUUCAAAGCAAUCUUGUUACAACUGGUGUGGUUUAAUAUUCAACAAUGUUAAAUACUGCCUGCAAGGUAGAUGAUACAAUUCACCAUGGUAAAAUGACUUUUAUUAUGGACACUUUUGUGCAGUUCUCUCAUUAGCUGGUUUAUUUUAAGUAAUCAGUAUUAUUACAGUUGAUGAUACGAAACUGAAAUAUUGAUACAUUAAAAGAAGAUCAGGUCUGACAGAAUCAGCUUAACUUACAACUCAUUUAAGUAACAAACUUGUGCAACAUUUUCCAAAUUGGCAGUUAAUGACACUUUAUGGCUUCCAAAAAUCUCACCAAAUGGAAAAUUGUAGUAAUAUUGAUAAUUUAAAAGAAAAUACAUCAAUUUCUUCUUUAUGACUGAUAACAGUUUUUAAAUUUAUUCUCUAAAAUGUUGAAUCUGAGCACAAUCCAAUAACAUUAUGUGCAGUGCUGCAGGUAAAAACACACAUUUUAAGACCUCACUUGUGGUGAUUGUCCCUAAACUAGGUUCUGAUUUCACACUGAAAUAUGUUCCACACCCUCCACUGGAGCUAUUGCAUGAAUACUUUCAGUGUAUUGCUAUGUCAAAGCAAAGUGUGUGAGGGGUCAAUAUAUGAAAGGGGUAAAUUGCUACUCACUGUAAAGAUACAAUUUUAAGUUGCAGACAGGGCCAACGAAAAGACUGUUACACAUUUAGCUUUUGGCCAAAGCCUUCUUUAGAAUAGACCCUAAACUGCUGUCUCCGGCUGCCUUAGCCAGAAUGUUCAUUGUGCAUGUCUGCAACUCAACAGGUUGUUGUUACAGUGAGCAGCACUGUAAACUUUUCAUGAUGUUUGGUAUUCCAACCUGAACUUUCCAUUGUUUAAGGAGUCAAUAUAGUUAAUCCCAAGGACAAAUACAAGUUACAGACAAAAAGAAAUACCGGUUUGUGGACUGUGUUUAUUUAUAUUGAGAGUUUCAUUUAAUUUGAUGUAAUUUUUUAGUAGUGCUAAGCCACUGAGAAAAUGAUUUCAGUGUAAACUUAAUUUCAAUAUUUGUAUUGUAGGUAUGUGUUUGUUUUAUGAGAGAAUAAUACACUGUUUCUUGAUAUCCUGUUAAUGACAGCAAAUUAUGUUAGAUUAAUACCCAUUUGAACACCUUUCAUAUUACUCAGUCUGUAGUUGAAUCUGCUUUCAGUCUUCAUUUGCCUGUAAAUGUUUUAAUUACUAGUUUUGGCCGUUAAAUUUAGUAUUUGUUUUAAACUGAUUUGUAAAAGUAAAUACUUUGGUUACGCUUUAUAUGUACAUAAUGUAUUGUUUGAUAUUCAACAACAAACAAAACUGGUCAUACAGUGCAUACUUUCAUAGCUGAUAUUUUAUUCUCUUGGGUGAUAGGCUUGGGAGAAAAUUAUACCUACAAUUCUCCCAUGAGUCCCAGAAGACCACAUGUAGCCAAGAAACAAAGGAAAAUGUUUCUGAAAAUUGUGUGAUGUUCUUUUAUUAAUGUAGAAUCAUGGGCACAUUUCUUGCUUUUGCUAACACUGAUAACAAAAACCUAUGAGUGCCAUGUACAAGCAGAAGUCAAACAAGAAUGUUGAAAACCAAUAUUUUUGUACUGAUGUACAAGAAAUUCAUUAUUUUUUACUGUUUUCCAUUGUAUUCUGGAUAAGUUCUCCAGUGUAUAUAAAAUGCUUGAAUCACUUACAAAAUGUGCUUAAGUGUAGCUUAUGUUUACAUUGGCGUCCUUUGUGAUCAGAACUGCUCCAUCCAGUAACUCUUUGAGUAGCCUAAAUAUGGAAUCACUGACGGUGAUGUGUAAUGAGUAUUGCAGAUACAAAAAGGCUUGGUGAUUGCAAUUAAUUAAUGGGAAAUACAAGGCCUUACCUGUUGCAAAACUACUUUUUCAGAAAGUAAUUGAAAUUUUGUUUGAGGCCAAAGAUGGACAUUUAUGAAAUCAGAAUAAUGGUUUAGGUGUAACCAUUCAGUACUACUACUUGAAGUACGUGCCUUGACCAUAUUCAUAAAAUUUCAGCAUAAUAAUCACUGAAGACAAUGGUUUUAUUUUUUGAAAAGGAGUAACACCAUAUUUUCCUUGGUUGGUGGAUGUGAAAAAGGGGGAAUCCACUUUUCUCCAGUUUUCACUGAGUUGUAUUUUUGAGAAUGUGAUUGAUAGACUGCAUAUCCGAAAUUGAUCACGCAUCUUUACGUUGGUGUAAUGGACAUUUGCAUGUCAGUGCUCUAUUGACGCCUUUGGACAGCGAUAUAAUUAAACACUGUGAACUUAAAUAAUAAUUACAUGAUGUUUUGAAUUUUUAUUACAAGCUUGAAACUUUUUCUUGUGUGAAUAAAUCUCAGCAAAUUGUAUUUUCAAUAAAGUUUUAUUCAUUGCUGCAAGUGAAAUUUAUUGGGAUCUACUUAGGAUAUGGAAUAAUCAAGAGUAUAGGUCUAAAAUUGUUUUAUUUCUGUAUUGACGACCAGAAUAGCUUUCUUUUAUUUGUGCUCAUUAAUCGUACUGUCACUAGUUACUGUCACUGCCAAUAUGUGGAUGAAUAAACACAAAAUUCAUAUAUAGCAGCUCAAGUUAAUGUAUCAGUGAUAAUUUUUACACAUUAUUUGAAGGUGGUGGUGAUAUCAAUUGAGAAAACUGGGCAUGCACUGUGAACAAGUGUAUAUCUGAAACUAUGGUUUCUUUAAGUGAAAUUUUUAAUAAUCACAACAAUAAUUGUUGUAGUGAAUGUAAAACUCAAAAAUAUUUCAACUGCAACAGUUCUGAAGUACAUCCAGACGCUAUUCUAGAAAACCCUUACUAAAUACUUCUAUAUAUCUCUUAUUCUCUGUAAUCUGUUAAUUGAUUACUAUACUAAUAUAGCAGUGAGACUUUUACACACACUAAUGCCCUAAAUUUACUAAACAAUUUCAACUAAAACUGAUCUAAUAUAUAAAAACAGUAAAAUAAAUUUAUUAAAAGCAACAACAACAGCAUGGCAAAUACUUAUAUUUCAUGUUGCAGCUGUAGUUGACAAAUGUAUGUGACAAGUUCAAACUGUCUGCCAGGCCAGGGUUUGUAUCAAGAUCCCUGCCUAUUGUCAACACAGUGUUGCCAGUUAUUCCACCCACAAACCUCUUGCACUCUUACUCAGAGUGCCAAAUUGUCACAGUCUCCUCCCCUAAAGUUACCCUAUGAUCCUGUGUGACUAGAACAUUCAAAACAAAUGAUGUAGCAGUAGUAGUUUAGCUUUCACACAGCACUAUGUAUUUCAUUUCCAAAUGCAUUGUGGGCUUAGACUUAACGGUAUUUAUGAACUUGAUGUAUCAAAAAUUUUAACUUCUAUGAAGCUGUGCAUAUGUGGACAGAAGCUGUAUCACAAUACCAGUGAGCUUUUUUUGGCACUACAAACUGCUGGUCUUCACUUCAGGAGUCUUGUGACUGAAAAUCAUAAUGUACAACUCUCACCCUGAACACUUAAUAAUAUGAUAGUGGUUAUUAUUUCUGUCUAUUUGAUAUAAUAAAAGAAACUGGCCUACAAAUGUACCUUCAUUUACCACCAUAAACUCACAGAAGAGGGCAUGGUGUAGGUCUUUGAUUACUCAGAAGUAAAUAGAAAGAAUUUUUGCAGCAUCUACUGAACCAAUGUCAUUAAUGCUUUCAGAUAAACCUCAAAAUACUUGACCCAGCAUUAAGUACAUGGCAGUUAAUGCUGCUUCUCUAUUUUUGUGUGUUAAAUUCUAUACAAUUGUUGCAAGUGGUCAGAUUUACCAUUAUCAUAAUUAACGAGCUGUAAUGCUUGCAGUGAAAUAAAAAAUUAUUGUUUUAACUUAAAGCACAAGUGGAAAACUUAGGAGUUUAUUAAUAUACAGAGCUGACGACAUAAUUUCUGUAUGGAAGUGUUUUAGCUGCCUGAUAUAGAUGUAUAACAGUGUAUAAGGAUUGCUUGUGUUUAAAUUUUUUCUUUUCACAAAUUCUUGCAAUAUUUUUCCAAUUUCCAUCACUCAAUAUGUUUUAAGUCCUCAAUGUUAACACAUAAGCAUUUUCAAGGAAUAUCAUUGUAAGUUAAGAUCUCCUUGUGGAAGAGAACUGUUACACUAAAAACAAAUACAUGCAGAAGUUGUCAUAAUAGCCAGAUAUUUAUGUCUUUCUCAUGUGACUGCACCACACAGUGAAGGAACAGGUGUAAAAUACAUAUAUGAUUCCUAAGACUAAGUGUAGUCCUUGAUGGCCUCAGUGGCUUGCUUUCUUAUGUGAGAGUUGAACCAGCUGGCAUGGAAAGUGCCCAUUUCCUCAUAAGUAUCAUAGAUUGCAAUGUGUUCGUGAGCUUAUGAACGACUUGUCUUUUUCUAAUAAAUGACAGUGGCUUCAAAUGUGCAUUGCAUAACUGAAGAGAUUUUUAUGUUUGUUUAUGCACUCUUGGGAGAGAGAAUGGUGCCAUUACUGUUUCCUUUGGUUAAGGCUUUUUUCCCAACAUUAAUGGAUGCAAAUACUCCAGAUGAAUAUCAAUAAGUUAAUUUGAAAUGAGCAGGUAUUUUAUUUUCUGCUCUUAGGCAAGGUGUCUUAUGUUAAUUGUAACAGCAAAUAAGAGAUUACUUUAGACUUUUAACGGCUUAAUACUGGAAUAACAUGCUUGCUUGUAAUUGCUGUGGCCUAUGUUACCUAAUUCAGCUAAGUGUAGUUUAUUAAAAAUUUGACUGAAUGGUUAUAACCUUUUUGUGAGUUUAUACUGUACAACUUCUUUUUGCUUGGAGUAUAUCUCAUUAUGUUUAUUACAUAAUUGUUAUUUCUCAUAGUUGUAUAAAGUGUUUUAGCUAUUUAUAUAUUUUUUUCAUUAUGGCAGUAUUGUUGUUUCACUUAUAAAAUAAUUACAGUGUAACAUUUUCUCGCAUUAAUUCAAACUAUUCUUUGUGCUUGUUACACUGAGUUCUUUUUAGCCAUGCGAGAUCUACAUUUAACUGAUCACUGCUGAAAUGUUAUUUUUAUGUCAUACUUGUACAGAAAGGUAUGAAGUGGUGAGUGUUUUAUUGUUAAACAUGGUUAUGUCAGUUGAAAAACAUAAAAUUUUGGUUACUGCUAUAUAAAAUACUUCUUCUAGUUUUGAACCAUAUGAUGAAUGUACAAUUGGUUUUCUGUGCUGCAGAUAAGUAUUGCUGAUUAGAAGCAGUUUUGGCAUGUGGGACAUCAUUUUUUAACAUAAAUGUCAUCUUGAUUAAGUGGUGUGUUGAACCGAUUUGUUGACUGAGAGAAAAUUUAAAAAAAAUCAACUGGUGCUUCCUGUUAUCAUGAGCUAUGUGAACUGAUUUUUAAUCUGUUGCAGUUGUGUAGGUGACGGGUACAUUUUAAUGCUGCAAAAAUUCAUUUGCAUUUAAGAAAUUUCUCUUUUGUGUAUGUUCUUUACACGCACACACACUGCUACUAAUGUCAGACAGUAUUGUUUAUGAUGUUAGUACCACAGUUUACAGUGUUCCUGAACCAGAAUACGCAUUUCUUUUACUAUAGUAAUUUCUGUCAAAUUUAUUGUUUAUGUUCACAGCUUUCUCGUAACUGGCGCAAAGUUAAUAUGGUUGAAUGUGUGUACCUCCUAAUUUGCAAUAAAACUGAAUGCAUUUAUGAUUAGUUUAA